UAUAAAUACUCCCUUUUCAUUGAAAACGAAGUCAAAUCGCAAAAUGAAAACAAUUCUGUUUAUUUUCAUCGCUGCAACAGGAGUUUUCGUUUGUGCUGAAAAAUAUACUACUAAAUACGAUAAUGUUGAUAUUGAUACUAUAAUCAAAAGUGAUAGAUUGCUGUUAAAUUACGUUAAUUGUCUUUUGGACCGAGGAAAAUGUACACCUGAUGGCUUGGAGUUGAAAAAAGUUCUUCCUGAUGCGCUUUUGACAGAUUGUACAAAAUGUAGCGAAACCCAGAAGAAGGGAAGUAAAAAAAUAAUACGUUACCUAAUUGAUAAUAAACCAAACUGGUAUAAUGAAUUGGAAGAGAAAUACGACAAGGAUGGAACAUAUAAGAAAAAAUACGAAAAAGAAUACGCAACAUUUCGUUCCUCCAGAACCGAAGAAAAAUAUACGACAAAAUAUGAUAACAUCAAUAUUGACGAAAUUAUUAACAACGAUAGAUUACUGAGAGGAUACGUGGAUUGUCUUUUGGGAACUAAAUCUUGUACUAAAGAAGGAGAAGAGCUGAAAAAGGUUUUCACGGAUGCAUUGGAUACUAAAUGUGCCAAAUGUAAUGACAAGCAAAAAGAAGCCGCGAAGAAAAUAGGUAAACACCUCAUACAAAACAAAAGAUCAUGGUUUGAUGAGCUUGUAGCAGCUUUUGAUCCAGAACACACCAAACUGGAGUUCUACAAAGAAGAUCUUGAAGCUGAAGGAAUUAAACUUUAAAUGAAUAAAUGAAUACCUGGGUUUUUAUUACAUUAUAAUUUCAGUCAACUUGUUUGGUUUAAUAAAUUUGAUCAUUUACA
Diorhabda carinulata is the source of this 834-nucleotide messenger RNA. Its product is annotated as ejaculatory bulb-specific protein 3-like. The coding region runs from base 44 to 754 and encodes 236 amino acids. The record is from RefSeq and is a predicted model, not a curated record. The transcript is spliced from 5 exons. Lineage: Eukaryota; Metazoa; Arthropoda; Insecta; Coleoptera; Chrysomelidae.